AUGGACCCCGAGAGCACCCUGCUUGGCGCGGCAAUCCAGGAGCUCUGGGCCAUCAGCCGCCGCCUCGACGAGCUCUCGGCUCGGAAGGCGCCUCUAAUGACCGCGAUUGCGGUGCGCGAACAGAGGCUCGCCGCCCUCGAGGUCGCUCUCGGGGCCCCCACGCCCCGUCACAGAGCAGCCCUUGUGACGCGCAGCAGCGCCGUGUCUCUUGAGCAGGCGACUGCAGCCCAGAUCUACGCGGGCCAGCCGCCCCUUCUCUACCUCCAGGACCGCGAGUCGCACAUAGGCUCAACUCGCAUGGCCCCGCUCCCUACAGACCCGUGCGCCGCCUUCGCGAGCGAGGAGGCCUCCAGCUUCGUCGGCUUCGAGCCGGCCUAUCCAACGAACAUCGCAGGGAUCGGCGGGGUCCUGGGGCCCCGCUCGGGCAUUCCCCUACGCCUCCGCCCCGUGAAGAACCGCUUUCGCGCAAACGACGACCUUGUCAAGGGCCUUCGGACGCUUUCGCCCGCAGACGCACAGGGCGCGCCCUACUUUUCCCGCCCAGUUGUCUCCCCGGACGACGAGCACGACGACGUGACGCACCUCCAGGCGGUCCAGAACGUCGGGCUCUACGCCGCAGCGCCCCUGCUCCCGCUGGCAUCGGCGCCUGUCGGGCCUUCGAGGACACACGCCCGUCAGCGGCAGUUCAGCGUCGUUGGGGUCAGCAAGGCGGUCGAGGAGGCCUUCGAGUUUGCAAACAUCGAGCGCCUGGUGGCAGACCUCAACGACGACGGGGUGCCGUCUGCGGUUGAGCCCUCCUCGGCCGCGCCUGUGCUUCCUCGGGCCCGCGGGUCGCUUGCGGGCAGAGGUGGGCGUGCGCCGGGGAUCUGCCGCCUCUCCACGCACCGCGGAGUGCCCAGCCGCCCGGCCUCUGGGGGCUCUGCAUUCGACGAGACCCGUCGCAUCGUCGGCGAGAUGAUGGCCGGCAGCGCCGCCCCCACGCUCGACCGUCUGCGCCGCGCAUUUGCAGACCGAAACCUCCGACUGCGACGAGCGCUCGCCGCGCGCCUCGAGACCCAGGUGCUCUGCCUCCGCUGGCAGCGUCUGGAACGGCCCCUGAGUCGCCCGGUAGACAAGACCCUCGACCUCCUUUGCAAGCACCGGCUCAACAGCCUACCCGGCUUUGCCACGAGUAGUUUGCGCCUGAUGAACCGAAGCAGGCGCCACGGAGUUGCGUGGGAGGGGUUUACACCGGUCACAGGCUCCUCCCCCGGCCCCGGAACUCCUCGGCAGGAGGCGGAAGUGUCUCUGUAG
Messenger RNA from Giardia duodenalis, 1293 nucleotides. RefSeq lists its product as uncharacterized. The record is from RefSeq and is a predicted model, not a curated record. Lineage: Eukaryota; Fornicata; Diplomonadida; Hexamitidae. The transcript has a single exon. The coding region runs from base 1 to 1293 and encodes 430 amino acids.